Salvia hispanica is the source of this 1753-nucleotide messenger RNA. RefSeq names its product serine/threonine-protein kinase PBL35-like. NCBI's taxonomy places the organism in Eukaryota, Viridiplantae, Streptophyta, Magnoliopsida, Lamiales, Lamiaceae. The record is from RefSeq and is a predicted model, not a curated record. Gene Ontology annotation, biological process: protein phosphorylation. Gene Ontology annotation, molecular function: protein kinase activity; ATP binding.
AUCUGAGAGUGAAAGCAAAGCUCAAAAAGGUGGUGGCAAAAAAGCUCUUUUUGUACACAAAUGUGAUGAUGGUGGUGAUGAUGAUGAUUAUGCCUUCAAUUUUCCACAGUAACAACAUUAACAAACAAUUCUCCCUCUCUUACUCCUUUUGCCCUUUUCCCCCUCUCCUCAACUCAAGCAUGGUAAAUAAGUGAUCGCCUUGUUCCAAUGCGUAGCUCGGACCCCAUGAACUGAAACAAAAUCGUAUCUUUUUUCUGGGUUUUGAAAAUCAUGGACAACAACAACUGCGGCUGCUGGGCUAUUCUCAGAAGCAGUGUCAGAGGCUGCAAAAGCUCCGAUUCAAGAAACUCCACCACUUCCCUCCCUAGAAGCAGCCUUGUCUAUGAUGCUGCAACAGAGACUCGUUAUUUGAAUGCCAGCAACCGGGAAAUGUGUGUGCCUGAUGAGGCUAGAAACUCGGUAUCCGAGGAAGAUCCGAAUUCGGAUGCAGUUGCACUAGAAAAGAAACCUCCACGCCAACUGCUUCAGUUUAGUUUUCAGGAGCUGAAAGCAGCUACCGGUAGUUUUAGGCCAGAUAGCAUUCUUGGGGAGGGUGGUUUCGGAUAUGUGUUCAAGGGGUGGAUAGAGGAGAAUGGGACGGCGCCAGCAAAGCCCGGCUCAGGGACCACGGUGGCUGUCAAGAGCUUGAAGCCUGAUGGCCUGCAAGGCCAUAGAGAAUGGGUGGCUGAGGUUGAUUUUCUCGGGCAACUUCAUCAUCCUAACCUCGUUAAGCUCAUCGGAUAUUGUAUUGAAGAUGAUCAAAGGCUGCUUGUUUAUGAAUUCAUGACCCGUGGAAGCCUUGAAAACCAUCUUUUUAGAAGGACCAUACCUCUUCCGUGGUCCAACAGGAUCAAGAUUGCACUUGGAGCAGCCAAAGGGCUAGCUUUCCUCCACACUGGGCCUGAACCUGUUAUUUACCGUGAUUUCAAGACGUCAAACAUCUUGCUUGACUCGGAAUACAAUGCUAAGCUCUCAGAUUUCGGUUUGGCGAAAGCCGGUCCUCAGGGAGACAAAACACACGUUUCUACUAGGGUGGUCGGAACCUAUGGCUACGCUGCUCCAGAAUAUGUAAUGACAGGACACUUGACCUCAAAGAGCGACGUUUAUAGUUUUGGAGUCGUGCUCCUGGAGAUCUUGACUGGCCGGCGAUCCAUGGACAAGAAACGGCCAAGUGGAGAACAGAAUCUCGUGACAUGGGCGCGGCCUUAUCUGUCCGAGAAGAGGAAGGUGUAUCAAGUAGUGGAUCCUCGCCUCGAGCUCAACUAUUCAAUCAAAGGUGUGCACAAGGUUGCUCAAUUAGCUCACAGCUGCCUAAGCAAGGACACCAAGUCUCGGCCUUCAAUGGAGGAAGUCGUCAAGGUCCUCACCCCGCUGCAACACCUCAACGAUCUCGCCAUACUAAACUACCACACGCGCUUCUCUCAGGCUGGGAGACGCCGCUUCCCUCCAUCAGGGAAGCGCGACAGGAAGACAGACACUGGCCAUCAACCCAACCUUAACCAAUCAAAGGACACUGUAAGAGAUUCCAACCUAACAUCUACUCAGCAUUAUUGUAAAUAAGGGUCCUAGUUUUUUGCUUGUGUGUAAUUUUUAUGUCAUAACAACCAUUAGUACUUGUCUUGUGUAUGCUGUAAGUUUUCUUGAUACUCAAAUGUUUGUAUUAGCAGAGGAAUGUUGAUCCCUGAUUUGAAUAUUUUAUGAGGUUUUAGUGUGA